This is a messenger RNA of Zophobas morio, 2266 nucleotides long. It is a transcript of the gene Not3, whose product is annotated as CCR4-NOT transcription complex subunit 3. The transcript has 10 exons. Lineage: Eukaryota; Metazoa; Arthropoda; Insecta; Coleoptera; Tenebrionidae. The record is from RefSeq and is a predicted model, not a curated record. Gene Ontology annotation, cellular component: CCR4-NOT core complex; P-body; nucleus. The coding region runs from base 212 to 2233 and encodes 673 amino acids. Gene Ontology annotation, biological process: regulation of DNA-templated transcription; nuclear-transcribed mRNA poly(A) tail shortening.
UAUUGACAAUUCUUUGUGAAGUGAGACAGAAUUGUUUUAUGGUUGAGAUUUUUCGAGUAACUUCCAAAGCUGGAAAUAUUAUCUGUAUAUAAAGUGAUUUAUGUAAUAAAUAUUUAAUUAUUCGAAGCGAUAUUAUAUGGCGAAGUACUUCUAAGUGUUUGGAAAUAACGGUUUAGUGUCGAUUUUAAUUAUGAACUGAUUAUAUUCCGACAUGGCUGCUACUAGAAAAUUACAAGGAGAAAUCGAUCGCUGCCUUAAAAAAGUAACAGAAGGUGUAGAAACGUUCGAGGAUAUUUGGCAAAAAGUUCACAAUGCUACGAAUAGUAACCAAAAGGAGAAAUAUGAAGCAGAUCUCAAAAAAGAAAUCAAAAAGCUCCAGAGGCUUCGAGAUCAAAUUAAAAGUUGGAUAGCUUCAGCCGAAAUCAAAGACAAAAGUGUUCUUAUGGAUAAUAGAAAGCUAAUAGAAACGCAAAUGGAACGAUUUAAAGUUGUCGAAAGGGAAACAAAAACGAAAGCAUAUUCAAAAGAGGGUUUAGGAGCUGCGCAAAAACUAGAUCCAGCGCAGAAGGAAAGAGAGGAAAUUCAGCAUUGGUUAGUGGCGUCCAUUGAUUUAUUAAAUAUACAAACGGAUGCUUUUGAAAGUGAAAUUGAGUCGUUACUAGCCAACAAGAAAAAGAAACUUGAUAAAGAUAAACAAGAAAGAAUGGACGAAUUAAAAGGAAGGUUAGAAAGGCACAGGUUUCACAUACGAAAAUUAGAAACGUUGUUACGAAUGCUUGAUAAUAUGUCUGUUGAAGUUUCUCAAAUACGAAGGAUAAAAGACAAUGUUGAAUAUUACAUAGAGUCUUCAAUGGAACCUGAUUUUGAGGAUAAUGAAUUUAUCUAUGAUGAUAUAAUUGGGCUGGAUGAAGUAGAAUUAUCAGGUGUCGGGCUUCCUUCAUCAGCCACAACUGACAGCAACGAAACUGGCGGAACACCAACUUCUAUUAUUUCGGGAUCAUCCCCAAUUGCGUCGCCGGCGUUAGGGGGACAACCUUAUAACCAUUCCAGUGAUAGUUCAAAUGAAGCUGAUAAGAAAGCAAUUUUCAAAGACGCUCUUAAACCUGUUAAACCAACAGCGGUCCGAGCGACGUCAGCGAUGAACAGCACCAACAACAAUUCCAUUUUGAGUUACAGUUGUAACAGUACGACGUCUACACCUAGCAGCAAACCUGUCCUAGUUAGUAGUACCCCUAGUAAACAGUCAGUAAGGGAAACAUCACCAGUGGCGUCUCAGUUGAAUUCAACUGGAAACUUUGCCACAGUCGCUGCAACUGCCACCACGCCGAAAGCAAACGCAACCAAUGGGGAAACUGUUAUGUCUUCUGUGAUAACAAACAAUAGUCAAGUUCAAGCGCAAAAUAAUACGGCUGUUGUUUCAAACGUGUCGUCGCAUACUCAAAAUUCGACGAGUGUACAUGUUUCACAAAACUCAAAUAACGUAUCUCAGAAAUUCAACGAACAGCAUGUACAAAACAGCAUCAGUCCUGAACUUAAUAAUAGCAGCAGAACGUCGCCGAUGACUAAUGCAGAUGUUACACACAUGCAGCAACUAAUGAACGGACCAACGACGGAGAACAAGAUUACAGAUGGAAUGUCUUCACUAAAAACAAUGGCCCAACAAGUGAUUGAUCGAGCUGGACUUGAAAGCAAUCAAGUAAUUUUAGAACCGAACAAAAUACACAACCAAGAAAAGUCUGACGCUCAUAUUCCACCCUUACUGGGUGUUGCCCCUCUUGGCACAGUCCCACUACAGAAAGAGCAUCAGGCGCAGUUUCAAUUAAUGGAAGCGGCGUAUUACCAUAUGCCACAUCCAUCAGAUUCUGAAAAAGUAAGAACUUACUUGCCGAGGAAUUCAUAUCCUACACCAUCAUACUAUAUACAAACACCACUACCACAUUCCGAUACGGUGGAAUUUUAUCAACGUUUGGCGAACGAAACAUUAUUUUUUGUUUUUUAUUAUAUGGAGGGCACAAAAGCUCAAUAUUUGGCCGCUAAAGCGCUUAAAAAGCAAAGUUGGAGGUUUCAUACGAAGUACAUGAUGUGGUUUCAGAGGCACGAAGAACCCAAGAUUAUUAAUGAAGAAUAUGAACAGGGAACAUACAUUUACUUCGAUUAUGAAAAAUGGGGCCAACGAAAAAAAGAGGGAUUUACCUUUGAAUAUAAGUACUUAGAGGAUAGAGACCUGAACUGAAUAAAGUAUUUAAAAAAAAUCGUGUAUGUAUUU